Molecule: messenger RNA, 2398 nt
Organism: Cuscuta europaea
Lineage: Eukaryota; Viridiplantae; Streptophyta; Magnoliopsida; Solanales; Convolvulaceae
Source: the annotation of a GenBank genome assembly
UUUCAAACUAUCUUUUGAUAUUCUACUUGUUUUUUUAUCGGAAAAAGCAAAAUAGUACUCGUAGAAGAAGAAGCUUUACAAGUUUACCCGCUCAAACGCGCAGAACUUGAGAAGGCAUGGCUUGUCUAGUACACCAUGCCGUCAUUUGUUAAAUUAAACAGCCAACUCCGUAACCCCGCUUUCUUCAUACGAAACAAUUCAGCUCUGUCCGGGGUUCAACCUCCUCGCAGCCUAGGGUUCAGGUCAACACCACAGUAGCCGUGCCCUGCCGCAUUGAUUUCAUCCUCUAGCCGGGAUGGGGAGAGGCAAGCGAAACUCCGCCAUUGUCAUUUCGUCAUCCGAUGAUGAAGGAAAUGGAGACUUUGUGAUGGAACCGAGUCCAGGUAAGCCGAAGCUGAAAUUGAAGUCGAGGUCGGCGUCCGUUCCAAGAAAGAACCCUAAGAGAGCUAAGAUAGUCCCUCUUUCCGGUUCGAGUUCGCUUCCGCGUCAGCGUACCACAUACAGUGGGUUCGACGAGAUAAAAAGGUUUUGUGAUGAAUGUAAAGGAGGGUUCUCUGAGCUCAAGGCCGAGAUAGCAGCACUGACCUGUGGGUUGAUAAAUACAAGCCUUGUUCUCUUGAUGAGCUAGCUGUUCACAAGAAGAAGGUUGAAGAGGUCAAGAUAUGGUUUGAGGAGAGAGUGAUAAAUAGAAUGGAUAGAUCAUUAAACCAUGUUCUUCUGAUUGCUGGGCCUGCUGGAGUUGGAAAAUCUACAACUGUUCAUGCUAUUGCAUCGCUUAUUGGAGCUGAUAUUUGUGAAUGGAAUACUCCUACUCCGACGAUUUGGCAAGAACAUUUGCACAAUUCCAACUCAGGCCUAAGGUACAUGUCCAAGUUGGAUGAGUUUGAAAGUUUUGUGGAAAGGAUGAGAAAGUAUGGGAUACUUCCCUCAUCUGUAACUUCACGACCACUGGCACCAGUUGUACUCCUAAUUGAUGAUCUUCCAGUUGUAAAUGGAAAAGUAACCUAUGAAAGACUCAAGAGGUGCUUAACACUUCUUGUUCAAUCAGUUCGUGUUCCCACAGCCAUGCUCUUCACGGACCACAGCAAGGCUGACUCUACCGACUUCCACAUGCGCUACCCAGAGGAACUCCUCCAGUCUCUGGAAUCUGCCGGGGCUUGUAAGGUUGCAUUCCUUGAAGUACUUAAUGAGUGACUUUCAAUCCAAUUACAUUCAAUUCUAUGAAAAAAAGUCUUGAAAAAAUAUGCCGAAUGGAACAAGUUAAUGUUACUGCUGAUUCAAUUGAAGCAAUAUCAAAAGCAAGUGGAGGUGAUAUCAGGAAUGCUAUUACAUCAUUACAGUACUUCUGCCUGAACCAACAGUCAAUGCCUUCUCAACCUUCCUCGAGCUGUUACUCUACUCCUUCAAAAGAAAGUCUAGAUCAUGCCAAUACUUCAUAUAAUCAAAUAUCUAUGACAUUUGGCAGAGAUGAAACCAUUUCUUUGUUCCACGCAUUAGGGAAAUUUCUGCACAACAAAAGAGAGAACGAAGAUACUAAUUCCUCAGAUAGAGGUGUAUUUGUUUUAAAGGAGGAAUUCACGCGCUUUCCGCUAAAGAUGGAUGUUCCGGAAGUUGUUCUUUCACAAGCACAUGGCCAAGCGAGACCCAUCACUGAUUUUCUGCAUGAGAAUGUGUUAGAUUUUUUAAAUGAAGAAGCUGCAGAUGAUGCCUGGGUUGUAUCUUCUUAUUUAAGUGAUGCUGAUUUCCUUCUUUCACCAUCCAAAAAUAUGAUUGCCACAAAUUUCGGGACCGAGAAUCUUCAGCACUUAGUUGCUGCCUCAGUUGCUGUUCGGGGAGUGUUAUUUGGUAAUAAUCAUCCAUCACCAUCCAGGUGGCAUGCCAUCCGGCGACCAAAGCUGUGGCAGGUUGAGCAAUCCACGUGGCAAAAUAAGUGUCAGAUGUCAAGGGAGAGAGGUCAUUAUUAUGUUGACCAUCUAGACCAGAAGUCCAUGCCUAUGCAGUCAGUGAUUGCAACUGAGAUUAAACCUAUUCUUAAAUGGAUUGGACAUAGAGUACAUGGUGAGUUUGGAAUUGAGCAAGCGUUUGAGGAUGUAAAUGAAAACUUCGUUAACAGCUUUUCUUUAGGUGACAAAAGUGAUUAUGAUAUAUCUGAUGAUGACAUAGAAGAUUGCUAAUAGUUCAAUUGUUCAACAACAUUCUUGCUGUGUUGGAAUUCAUCCAAGUUUGAACUUUUUCAUUUGUAAAUUGUGUAUAUAGCUGAAAUAUCAUCCUUUUGCCAAUAUCCUGGAGCCCAGUUUUUCUUCAUAGAAUAGUGGUUUUGAUAUUUUUCUUCAUUAUGUAUGUUACAAGCUUGAUCAUUAGAAGAAUGACAGUUCUACUAUUCACUCCAGAAGUCAAG